Messenger RNA from Exophiala xenobiotica, 1678 nucleotides. RefSeq lists its product as uncharacterized. The record is from RefSeq and is a predicted model, not a curated record. The transcript has a single exon. NCBI's taxonomy places the organism in Eukaryota, Fungi, Ascomycota, Eurotiomycetes, Chaetothyriales, Herpotrichiellaceae. Bases 174 to 1409 code for a protein of 411 amino acids.
CUUGGUCAUGAAGCAACUCGGUUUUGUGCUCCUGUUCUUUGCGGUCCUUGCUUGAACUAUUUGUGUACCCUAUUCCUUCGCUUUCCCACCAUCAAUCAUCCUCCUCAAACACAAGUAAGACCUUCUCUCAAUCAUUCGCUCUCUCCCCUAUUUCUCAUCCAAUCCUCUUAAAGAUGCUCGCAAGCACACCAAGAGCGGCGGCGCGGUCUACUCGCGCACUGAGAUUCCGCCAACCUGUUCCUGUCCGACCUCGACAGCCUCGCAACGCACGUUUCCAAUCCACAAACACCAGUAAUGCGUCCUCUUCAUCAUCUUCACCCGCUUCCAGUGGUGCACUUAUGGGCGGUCUUGCUGGUGGUGCUACUGCACUCCUAGUUGGAUAUACGUGGUACCACUUCUCUGGAGCGAAAUCCGUAGUCAACAGUGUUCACCAGGCCAAAUCAUAUGUCAACUCCGCCUUCAAGAAGACCACCGAGUCUGCGCCAGAGCCCAACCAGGCGGUCGAAUGGCUGAGAGACACUGUCAAGAGCUACACGAAGAUGAUUCCCGGAGCAUCGAAAUACGUUGAUUCUGCGUUCGAAGAUCUCGAGAAGAUCAGACAAAAGCACGGAGAAGAGGUGGAUCAGAUCAUUAAAGACACCUACAAUGAACUCAAGGGAGUGACGAACAAGGGCUUCAGUGUUGAAGCAGUAUCCCAGGCUUGGGAUGUCAUCCAGAAAUGCUUCUCUCGAAUCUCUAGCCUCGCUGUUGACGCCUCACAAGACAUCCUGAACAAUCACCCUCAGUUGAAAGAGAAACUGGGCGGCAAUUUCGAGCAGCUGCAGAAGAUGGGCGAACAAUAUGGACCAGAGGCGAAGGAGAAGGUAGAAGAGACAUACAACCAAGUCCGUGACAUUUUGAAAGGCGGAAUUGGCCUUGGCACGGUCAGCCAACUCCAGCAACUUUUGCAAGAGAAGGUGCAAGAUCUCAAGAAGUACGGUGACCAAGCGUGGCAGAAAGGCAUCGAGCAGGCCAAGCCGAUUUUGGAGAAGCAGCCUCAGUUGAAAGAGCUCAUUGAGAACAACAAGUCCAAGCUGUUGCAAGGCGAUCUCGGCCAACUCUGGCAGAAAUUGCAGGAGGCGGCUAAGAGUGGGAACACAGACGACGUCCAGAACUUCGUGAAGGAGCAGGUCAACAAUCUGUCUCAAAAGGCUGGCGGUGGCGGCAUUGAGCAGUACCUCCAGAUGAUUCCUGGCGGUUCUGAGAUCGCAUCAAAACUGCAGCAGUUGCAAGAGUUGAGCCAAAAGCACGGACAAGAGGCUGAGAAGCUAGCCAAGAGUGCGAUGGAGGAUAUCAAGAAGGUGCUGUCCCAGAAGGUGGAAGAGGGUAAGAAGCUCAAGGAAAAGGCCGAGGCGGAUGCGAAGAAAUGAUAGUCUGCGAUCUCCUCCUGGCCAAGCCGGUUACAUAAAGGGGGCCGACUUAAUGGACAAGCAUCGUGGUUUGUCUUCAAGCCUUUCGAUCCAGCCACUUGAGUAUCAGGGACUCGUGGCGUUGCUUCGCUGUUUUACAACGAGCACAGCUGUAUCAUAGUCGGGCAUAGUUCAGCAGCUACUGAACUACCAAAAAAGUCAUCAAAUGUUGCAUGAUCACUUGACGUCACAGUACGGAAUUUCUGCGCGGCGAGCGCGGGUACUUUUAC